Anas platyrhynchos (mallard) is the source of this 2258-nucleotide messenger RNA. It is a transcript of the gene GKN2, whose product is annotated as gastrokine 2. Lineage: Eukaryota; Metazoa; Chordata; Aves; Anseriformes; Anatidae. The record is from RefSeq and is a predicted model, not a curated record.
UGGUUGUGUAUGUGAAAAUUAGAGCGAUUUAUAGCUCUUUUUAUGCAGCUCAUUAAUUCAGUUACUUAAUAUAUAAGGACACUUAGAGGACUGUGGCAUGGUCAUGGAUAUUUUUGAUUUCAAAUGAAUGCAUGAUAAUUUCAUUUAUAUUACUGGGAGACAUAUGAAUUUCAGUGUGGGGAAAAGUCUUUAAAAAGCAGGACUUUGCUAUUGGAGGUAUAUCUAGGCUUUUCCUGAGUUACAGACAUGAGACAACUAGAACUAUUUUCUCUCUUGCAAUAAGGUUAAUUAGUAAAAUGCUUUUUAGAAACUAAUCUUUUAUCUUUGGGCUUAUUUGACUAAUUGACAUUCUAAAUGAAUAUAAAGUAGAAGUUUUAAAGCUUUUAAUUUUAGCUUGUGCCUGAACCCUUCUGUGAAAGGUUGCAAACCUACAAACAAAGAAUCAUUUGAGGAGAAGGGGCAGGGCCAGCUUUCAACAGGAUAAUAUCAAUCUAAUCUAAUUUAAUCUAAUCUAACCAUGCUUGUCACAAUUUCAUAUCUAUUUAUAUAUAUGUUCUGAUAUAUUGCUUAGCAGCAGAGCUUUGUCACACUUGAGAUAAAAUUUUCCACAGAGUUGUGUGUUAUAAAGCAAAUGCAUGCAAUUUCCUUUUUAUACUGAGAUGUGUUUGCAGAGAUAAUUUCUGUACAACCUCAUUCUUUUUUUUCUUUUCUUUUCUUUUUAUUUAUUUUUUAUUCCUGAUGACUGAUGAAUGUUUAAAAUCAUCACUAAUUAUCUGGACGAUGGGGUAGAGUGCAUCCUUAGUAAGUUCACAGAUGACACAAAACUGGGAGGAGUGAUGGAUUCACCAGAGGGACAUGCUGCCAUCCAGAGGGACCUGGACAGGCUGGAGAAAUGGCCUCACAAGAACCUCACAAAGUUGACCAAGGGGAAGUGCAGCAUACUGCCUCUGGGGAGGAACAACCGCAGGCACCAGGACAUGCAGGGAGCGCCCAGCUGGGAAGCAUCACUGCUAAAAAGGACCUGGGGGUCCUGAUGGAAACCAAGUUCAACAUGAGCCAGCAGCAUGCCCUUGCCCCUAAGAAGGCUGAGUAUUCCUGGCUCCAUUAGGCUUUGUCUACAGACUAUCAGGCUGUUAGGGAUUGUAUUUAAGAAGACAAAAUGCAUAUUGUAUGAAUGAAUAGCAGAGUUCCUGAUGCCAUUUAAUUCUAGACAAUAUCCUGUUAAAUAUUAAAAAAUGGAACUAGAAGAAGUGGAAACUCCUGUAAAGUUUAAACCAGUAAAUAAUAGCCAUUUGGAGAGUGAUUAAUCUCACAAAAGCUGAUGUAUCGACUGCUUUUAACAUAUCAAGAUCUGGUUAUCUAUGCCAGACCAAAAUUUCAGAUAUGAAGUACAUGGCAUGUAGAUAUGGACUUGUUCUAAUCACGAAGUUCUGUUGUUCUGUCAAGUAUUUCCCACACCUACUGCAAGAUAUAAAAGUUGAAGGUCUCUGGAGUUUUCCUGCAUUCUUACCUUCUGCAGGCUUUUGCUUUUAAUCUGAAGGAAAAAAUGAACGGAUUUGCUGCAAUUUUCAUUUUGCUGGGAGUCUUUUGGACUCAAACUUCUGCAUUGCAAACUUUUGUCCUGAACGAACCUAACAAUGAUUAUGUCACGGCAACUAUGACUAUCAGCAAUGAGAAGAACCUUGCUGACGUCCAUGUCCGUUCUGGCGUGUACUCCUCUGAUACUAUUUUUGACUACAGUCAUGGAUAUGUUGCAACAAGGCUGUUUUCACGAAAUGCUUGCUUUAUUUUGAAAAUAUCUGAGGCUUCCAUCCCAGAGCUGCAAGAAAUUGGACGCCUGGCUUUUGAGAAAAAGACUAUGAAGAAAGUGUAUUCUCCACAAAAUGUGUGGGUACAGUAUCAAUCCGGCAAUUCCCUGUUUGGAAAUGUGAAGGAUUGGUUUCUCUAUGGUAAACCCAUUGAACAACUCUGCAAGGGUCUGCCUCUCUACAAGCUUGUGAAGAGUGAACAACCACUACUGAAUUAUCAUAGCUGUGCCAGCGCAGGAAUUCCAACCAUUCUGGGCAUUAACAUCUGUGAAAAACUCCAAAAAUCUUGAUUUUUACAGUUCUGCUUUAUGGAAAUGUCUCAUUUAUCUGUGUGCUUUUGUGAUAGAAAACAUUCUUAAACUGGAACAAAACAUACUCAUCUUACCUGUCCUAAGCUUUGAAGACAAAAAAAUGUAUGCUCUACAAAUAAAGAUAAUGUGGUAAUUCAAA